Messenger RNA from Petromyzon marinus (sea lamprey), 1113 nucleotides. The record is from RefSeq and is a predicted model, not a curated record. NCBI's taxonomy places the organism in Eukaryota, Metazoa, Chordata, Hyperoartia, Petromyzontiformes, Petromyzontidae.
AUGCGUCCACCACUCUCCAUGCGUCCACCACUCUUGCCGCGUCCACCACUCUUACUACGUCCACCACUCUUACGACGUCCACCACUCUUCCUACGUCCACCACUCUUCAUGCGUCCACCACUCUUCCUGCGUCCACCACUCUUCCCGCGUCCACCACUCUUCAUGCGUCCACCACUCUUCAUGCGUCCACCACUCUUCCUGCGUCCACCACUCUUCCCGCGUCCACCACUCUUCAUGCGUCCACCACUCUUCAUGCGUCCACCACUCUUCAUGCGUCCACCACUCUUCCCACGUCCACCACUCUUCCCACGUCCACCACUCUUACUACGUCCACCACUCUUCCCACGUCCACCACUCUUCCCACGUCCACCACUCUUACUACGUCCACCACUCUUCCCACGUCCACCACUCUUCCUACGUCCACCACUCUUCAUGCGUCCACCACUCUUCCCACGUCCACCACUCUUCCCACGUCCACCACUCUUCCCACGUCCACCACUCUUACUACGUCCACCACUCUUCCUACGUCCACCACUCUUCCCACGUCCACCACUCUUACUACGUCCACCACUCUUCAUGCGUCCACCACUCUUCAUGCGUCCACCACUCUUCCUACGUCCACCACUCUUACUACGUCCACCACUCUUACUACGUCCACCACUCUUCAUGCGUCCACCACUCUUCCUACGUCCACCACUCUUCCUACGUCCACCACUCUUCAUGCGUCCACCGAUCUUCAUGCGUCCACCACUCUUACUACGUCCACCACUCUUCAUGCGUCCACCACUCUUCCUACGUCCACCACUCUUCCCGCGUCCACCACUCUUCAUGCGUCCACCACUCUUCAUGCGUUCACCACUCUUCAUGCGUCCACCACUCUUCAUGCGUCCACCACUCUUACUACGUCCACCACUCUUACUACGUCCACCACUCUUACUACGUCCACCACUCUUCCCACGUCCACCACUCUUCCUACGUCCACCACUCUUACUACGUCCACCACUCUUACUACGUCCACCACUCUUACUACGUCCACCACUCUUCAUGCGUCCACCACUCUUCCUUGCAGGCUCAGCACGGCUCUCCAGUAAGUCUCCUUGUUCUUGGACGUGA